AUGUUAGAAAAUGAUAGCGAAAGUGAGGAAGAGCAAGAAGUAGAUAGCGACCGCGAUUCAGAUGUUGACUCAGACGGUAACUACGUUGGGGAUAAGGAAUUACAAGCUGAUUUCGAAGGCCGGAACCCAGAGGACUGUGACUAUCAUGGCAUUAAACAAUUGUUACGGCAGCUCUUCUUGAAAUCUAAUGUUGAUUUGGGAGCUUUAGCACAAAUUAUUAUCUCUCAAAACUAUGUGGGUAGUGUUGUAAAGCAAUGUUUGGAUGAUGGUAUUGAUGACGACGAUGAUGAUGUUGGUGAUGGAGUAUUUGGAGUGACUACGGUUAUCAACAUAACUAAGAAAAAGGAAGAGCAAUGUGUUAAGCAAAUUCGGAAUCUAUUAACCACACUGGCUGAUGAUAAUGCAGAUGAAAAAACCAAGACAUUAGUCAAAAAGAUUCUUUCAGAUGAAUCCAGCCAAGUUGGACUAGUAAUUAAUGAAAGAAUCUUAAACAUUCCAGCAGGUAUAAGUGUGCCGCUGUUCUCCUCUCUACAGUCUGAAGUCGAAAAAGCUAUCAAAAGGAACAUGCCUUAUACAUUCCAGUAUCUUGUGUGGAUCUGUAAAACUUAUAAAACCAGUGAAGACGAUUCUGACAUUUUAUUUGCCAACCAAGAGGAGAAACCGUUGUUGGACGUAGCGCUGGCAACUUUUGAAGUGGAUGUGACUGAGCAAGCUGAACUUUCGCAGUGGGACUUUGAUGGAGGUGCUAUGACACCAUACCGUAAGGUAUUGAUUUUUGAUGGAAGUAAAUUUAAUGAAUUGAUAAGGAUAAUGAAGGAAGAGGUGGAAAGCGGUUAA
Molecule: messenger RNA, 837 nt
Organism: Leptosia nina
Lineage: Eukaryota; Metazoa; Arthropoda; Insecta; Lepidoptera; Pieridae
Source: the annotation of a GenBank genome assembly